AUGGUCAAAUGUCAUGAUGAUAUAUGUUCUCAAAAACAGAGAACACCCAAAUCACCAAAAACUUGCAAGGGAAUUACGCAUGUCGGUCAACCUUGUAAAGUUUCUGUGGUCUCUGACACGUAUUGUCAUCAUCAUAAAGAACAAAGAACUGGGGAAAACAUAUAUGGUAUACCAAUGCAACGAAAAAAGAAUUCGUCUAAUGAUAAUGAUGGAAUAGAUGAACUAGAUUAUGAGAUGCGAUCUCUAUCGUUAAAUAAAAGCCCAUCAACACGAAAUGAUUCAAAAACAAAGAAUAAUGUAAUUGGCUCAACUUAUAUCACAAUAAACCACAAAAAUAAAAAUUAUCAGAUUUCGGGAGAGAAGGAAUCAAUAACUUCACAAACAAAGAAAAAAGUUCUUACAAGUACUAAAUGGGAGCAAACAGACACUCAUAAUAAAUUGCAAACACCACAGCGUGGAGAUGACAAUUUCGAGACGGCAAAUAAAGGAUUUCCGACUUUAACGAUAUCAUUUAAUGCAAGUCCGCUAGAAUCUUUAAUUGAAAAGCGCAGUGCUAGACAACAAAUAACGUACAAAGAAUUAUGCGAGGUAUUGGAAACACCUUAUCAAUCGCCAAUAAGGAAUUCACAUGAAUCGAUGACUGAUAAUCAAAAUAUGACACAUACCGAUUUAACUAAUUAUGAUCGUAGCCCAUCACCCACUUCCUCGUUACAAAAUAAAACUGUCAAAUUAGUUAAUCAAAAAAUCCAAGCUUCGGAAGAGAUUGUUAACAUUGAGGAGGAGUUGGAAAAGACCAUAUACGUUCCUGGUAAGGCAAUAUUAAAAUGGAUUCGUUUUGGAGAGUGGAUAAAACAAGAUCUUUCCCCGGAAACAAGGCGUUCAUUAAAAUCCGAAAUGGAGAAGCCAAUAGCCGAUAAAGAUGAACCUGGUUUCAUCUACGCAUAUAGAUUGCUUGAAGGACCCAAUUCCGAGGAGAUGGAUAAAUACACAUUCUAUAAAGUCGGUAGAACUUCGAAUGUACAUCGGAGGCUUUACCAAUGGGCCAAAAGAUGUGGAUACAAGCCCAAGUUAAUCGAAGAAUUCCCAUCUUCAAAGGAUAGUGAAGGGGGGGAAGGUUCACGCAUAAACGUUGAAAGAACAAAAUGCAAGUAUACGCAUAGAGCCGAAAGGCUCAUUCACAUUGAAUUGACCGCGCGAUUCAAAGCCGAUGUCGAAAAAUGCGAGUCCUGUGGGCGCUCACACAGGGAAUGGUUUAAAGCCUCAUCGGACGUAAACGAUGAAUUUGUGUUGCAUAGAUGGGAUGAUGUCCGAGAAGUAAUAACCCAUUGGAUAACCUUUGUUGAAAAGGUUUAUGGUACCGGAUAA
Molecule: messenger RNA, 1365 nt
Organism: Funneliformis mosseae
Lineage: Eukaryota; Fungi; Glomeromycota; Glomeromycetes; Glomerales; Glomeraceae
Source: the annotation of a GenBank genome assembly